AGUGUUUGGAGUGUGUUAGUGUGUUAGUGUGUGUCAGAUCGCAGACAUGCCCCGCAGGAGGAAGGAUCGCAUGCGAGCGGGUGCGUGUUUCGCUGCGAUCUUCGUCGUGCUCAUCCUCACCCUCAUCAUCAUCUGCACGGUGAAGUUCCCGAAGCGGGAGGAGUGUCCGAGGGGCAUGUUCAGCACAGCAGCUGUGGCCACAGACUCGCAAACAUGCUCCAACAUCGGCCGUGAUAUCCUGCGCUCUGGAGGUUCGGCUGUAGAUGGCGCUAUAGCUGCUUUAAUAUGUACAUCAGUAACAAAUCCACAGAGUAUGGGCCUUGGUGGAGGAGUUAUAUUCACCAUCAGGGCGAAAAACGGUACAGUGAGAAUCAUUAACGCGAGGGAAACCACGCCGAAGAAUUUUAAAGCGGAUCUGCUGUCCGACUGCUCCAAUGUGACAGGUGUGCAUUGGGUUGGGGUUCCCGGAGAGCUGCGUGGUUAUGAGCAUGCUCAUCGUCUGUACGGUCAGUUGCCCUGGAAAGAUUUGUUUACACCGACGAUUCAUCUGGCCAGAGACGGGGUUAAGAUCUCUACCAUGCUCAGCCGCUACCUGUCUAAUGUCUUCAAGAACCAGCAUACAGCACUGAGUUCGUUGUUUAAGCACCCAGACGGAACGUUGUUACAGGAGGGAGACACGGUGAGGUUUGAGAAACUCGCCGACACGCUGCAGAAGGUCGCAGACGGUGGAGCUGAGGUGUUUUACAGCGGAGACGUUGCUCAGGCGCUGGUCAGAGACGUUCAGGCAGCAGGUGGGACUCUCACGCUGGAGGAUCUGAAAUCAUUUAAAGUUGUUGUAUCAGAACCCUGGAACGUUUCUUUGGAUAAAUAUACGAUGUACUUCCCUCCUCCACCAGCAGGAGGCGCCAUACUCAGCUUCAUCCUCAACAUCAUGGAGCGUUAUGAAAUGAACCCAACGUUUAUAAAAGGUAAUGAGAAGGUGCGAACGUACCAUCGCUACGUCGAGGCAUGUAAAUUCGCUAACGCCCAGAAGCAGUUUAUCAAAGACCCGAAGUUCACUCCAGAUAAGGAAGCGCGCAAUCUGACCAAGGUGGCGUUUGCUGACGAUGUGAUGCGGAGGAUCACAAAUAUUACUCAUGAUGCUCAGUACUACAACAUGAUGCCACACGCUGACACACAGGGAACCACACACAUCUCUGUGCUAGAUUUAAAUGGGACCGCCGUCUCCGUCACAAGCACCAUCAACUACAUAUUCGGCUCCAGAGUUUUAUCUUCUAACACAGGCAUCAUCCUGAACAACGAGCUCGCUGACUUCUGUGGCAGAACCACACACAUUCACCCAGGAGAACAGCCACCCUCCUCCAUGGCGCCGGUGGUCCUCUACUCUCCGUCUGAUCAACACACCCUGGUAAUCGGAGCUUCAGGAGGCAGUAUGAUCACCACCGGCAUGGCCACGGCGCUGAUGAAUUACCUGUGGCUGGGGAAAACUCUGAAAGAGUCCAUCAAUACACCUGUCGUAUACGUGGACGGAAAAAACCAACUCAGUUUUGAGAAUACACAUGAGGAUGUGAUUAAGGCUCUUCAGCAACUCGGUCACUCCGUCACAGAUAAACCAUAUUUCUACAACUCGGUUAACGCCGUGUCCAAGCACGAAGACGAGUGUGUUAAUGCCAUUUCUGACAAACGCAAAAUGGGUGUACCUGCAGGAUACUAAACACCACACACACACACACACACACACACACACACACACACUAAACACCCAACACUAAACACCACACACACACACACACACACACAAAACACCCAACACUAAACACCACACACACACACACACACACACUAAACACCCAACACUAAACACCACACACACACACACACACACACACACACACACACACACACACUAAACACCCAACACUAAACACCACACACACACACACACACACACACACACACACACUGAACACCCAACAUUAAACACCACACACACACACACACACACUGAACACCCAGUACUAAACACCACACACACACGCGCACACACACACACACACACACACACACACUGAAUACCCAGUACUAAACACCACACACACACACACACACACAUACACUGAAUACCCAGUACUAAACACCACACACACACACACACACACACACACUGAACACACACACACACUGAAUACCCAACACUAAACACCACACAUCUAACACUAGUAUAGACCUAAUUAGUCACACAGUUAACCUCAGAGUUAUAAGUAUGUGUUGUAAGUGAAUAUAAGAAUGAGAUAUAUUGUAUAUGUUGUUUAUCUAUAUGUAUAUCUCUGAUAUGUAGAAUUAAAUAGACUUAAUGUCUUAUGUUUUAUUUACAUUUAUUUUACUGAAGUUAUUAUGAAGGUCUUUAGUUUGAGAUUUCUUAUCCUGACGUCCCCUCACCCUGACGUCCCCUCACCCUGACGUCCCCUCACCCUGACGUCCCUUCACCCUGACGUCCCUUCACCCUGACGUCCCCUCACCCUGACGUCCCCUCACCCUGACGUCCCUUCACCCUGACGUCCCUUCACCCUGACGUUCUCUCACCCUGACGUCCCUUCUCCCUGACGUCCCCUCACCCUGACGUCCCUUCACCCUGACGUCCCCUCACCCUGACGUCUCCUCACCCUGACGUCUCCUCACCCUGACGUCCCCUCACCCUGACGUCCCUUCACCCUGACGUCCCUUCACCCUGACAUUCUCUCACCCUGACGUCUCCUCACCCUGACGUCCCCUCACCCUGACGUCCCUUCACCCUGACAUUCUCUCACCCUGACGUCCCCUCACCCUGACAUUCUCUCACCCUGACGUCCCCUCACCCUGACGUCCCCUCACCCUGACGUCCCUUCACCCUGACGUCCCUUCACCCUGACGUUCUCUCACCCUGACGUCCCCUCACCCUGACGUCUCCUCACCCUGACGUCUCCUCACCCUGACGUCCCCUCACCCUGACGUCCCUUCACCCUGACGUCCCUUCACCCUGACAUUCUCUCACCCUGACGUCUCCUCACCCUGACGUCCCCUCACCCUGACGUCCCUUCACCCUGACAUUCUCUCACCCUGACGUCCCCUCACCCUGACAUUCUCUCACCCUGACGUCCCCUCACCCUGACAUUCUCUCACCCUGACGUCCCCUCACCCUGACGUCUCCUCACCCUGACGUCUCCUCACCCUGACGUCCCUUCACCCUGACGUCCCUUCACCCUGACGUCCCCGCACCCUGACGUCUCCUCACCCUGACGUCUCCUCACCCUGACGUUCUCUCACCCUGACGUCCCCUCACCCUGACGUCCCCUCACCCUGACGUCCCUUCACCCUGACGUCCCUUCUCCCUGACGUCCCUUCACCCUGACAUUCUCUCACCCUGACGUCCCCUCACCCUGACGUCCCUUCUCCCUGACGUCCCUUCUCCCUGACGUUCUCUCACCCUGACGUCCCCUCACCCUGACGUCCCUUCACCCUGACGUCCCUUCUCCCUGACGUCCCUUCACCCUGACAUUCUCUCACCCUGACGUCCCCUCACCCUGACGUCCCUUCACCCUGACGUCCCUUCUCCCUGACGUCCCUUCUCCCUGACGUUCUCUCACCCUGACGUCCCCUCACCCUGACGUCCCCUCACCCUGACGUCACUUCACCCUGACGUCACUUCACCCUGACGUCCCCUCACCCUGAUGUCCCCUCACCAUCACGUCUCCUCACCCUGACGUCCCUUCUCCCUGACGUCUCCUCACCCUGACGUCCCCUCACCCUGACGUCCCGUCACCCUGACGUUCCCUCACCCUGACGUUCCCUCACCCUGACGUCCCGUCACCCUAUAAUCUUCAAUCUGACAUUCUCUGAACCAGAUGUUCCCUCACCUAACCCUUUCAGAACUUCCCUUAAUAACACACAAGAUUGUUUCCUAUUUUAUUUCAAAUCCAUGGUGUGUGUGUUACUGCUCAUGAAGUGUUUACAAAACCGUCUGGCAGAUGUUAAAGAUUGUGUAUCUCCAACAAGUGAUCAUUGUAGAGAAAUAAAGCACUGAAGGGCUGUGUUCCAAACUCUCGCACUGGAUAGUCUUCUUACUGGAAUUCAUUCUAACGAGUACACGUGGAUUUGCAUUAAACCUGAUGUACAAUUACAUGCAGUGCAUUAUGGGUAAUACUCCCUCUGACAUCUCCAACAUCAGGAGGUCUGGUUAGAACAGAGCCUGUGUUCUACAGUGUAGCGUCUGUGGGAAAAGCUAGACUUCAGAAUGUAAUAAUGUUUGUCUUUAACCUACUGUUCUUAUUUUUUAUUUUAUUUAAUUAUUAUAAAUAAAUAAACCAUACAGAAAGUUCCUACUUA
This is a messenger RNA of Ictalurus punctatus (channel catfish), 4362 nucleotides long. RefSeq names its product gamma-glutamyltransferase 5a (gene ggt5a). The transcript is spliced from 12 exons. Gene Ontology annotation, biological process: glutathione catabolic process; leukotriene D4 biosynthetic process; inflammatory response. The record is from RefSeq and is a predicted model, not a curated record. NCBI's taxonomy places the organism in Eukaryota, Metazoa, Chordata, Actinopteri, Siluriformes, Ictaluridae. Bases 47 to 1714 code for a protein of 555 amino acids. Gene Ontology annotation, cellular component: plasma membrane. Gene Ontology annotation, molecular function: glutathione gamma-glutamate hydrolase; leukotriene-C(4) hydrolase activity.